Molecule: messenger RNA, 1118 nt
Organism: Magallana angulata
Lineage: Eukaryota; Metazoa; Mollusca; Bivalvia; Ostreida; Ostreidae
Product: 3-hydroxyacyl-CoA dehydrogenase type-2-like
Exons: 5
Coding region: 51-848 (265 amino acids)
Source: RefSeq, a predicted model, not a curated record
ACGAACUUCACUCUGCCGAUUUGUUUUGGUUGUGUUCUUUCCAUUCCCACAUGGCUGCGUCAAAGUUAAAGAAUGUGGUAUUUCUAAUCGCAAGUGGUUCCAGAAAUCUAGGAGGAACAUGCGCCAGGAAUGUUGUUGAAAGAGGAGGAAAAGUCGUAUUAUGUGACUCUGUGUCUAUGAAAGAUGCUGGAGAAGAAUUGCAACAGAGUCUGGGACAGAAGGACUUUAUGUUUGUGCCUACUGAUUUGUCACAGGAAGAUGAUGUCAGAAAUGCUUUAAAGUUAACAAAAGAAAAGUUUGGAAGGCUUGAUGUGACGAUCAAUUGUCCCUAUUUUGCUAAAUCAUCAAGACUAAUGAUAAAUGUAAAAGACGUUCCUGAAGCAAACACAAAUUUGUCAGGAGAAAUGAUGGAUUUGCUUUUCAAGACUAACGUGACCAGUGUUUUUAAUGUGUGUAGACUAAGUGCUGAGCUAAUGGCCAAAAAUUCUCCAGACUCUAAUGGCCAAAGAGGUGUGAUCAUUAAUAAAUCUCACAGACUAGCAUUCAACAGUAGCCUGGCGCCUUACAGUAUGUCUCAGGCAGCUAUCAUAGGAAUGACCCUCCCUAUGGCAAGGGAUUUCAAGGAUCUGGGGGUCAGGGUCAACAGCAUUGCUACAGGAUUUUAUCGUUAUCAGAUUCCCUUUAUGAAAGGAGCCCAGUUCCAGAAAUUCUUGAGCAUGAUGGCUUUUCCUUAUUCCCUGGGUUCAGAAGAUACAUUCUACCAUCUAUGUGAAAAAAUUGUGACAAAUCCGUAUAUGAAUGGGGAGGUUGUUAAAUUAGACGGUGCAGUUAAUACCAGCUUCUUUUGACACAUCAACAUUUUGUCUACAUACAUGUGGCUGGUCAAUUACUCCAGUACUGUAUCCACCAACAGCUUGAAUGUUUGGGCCAGGAAAGUGCAUAUAUUGACAGCUAGGUGUGCAGUAUCUGUGCAGUACCUUAAUUAAUAAGGAAGUGCGCAAUAAGUGUAAGGGAGUUGAUAUAGCAGCCAGAUAUCAAUGCUAAUUUCAUUGUCUUUAUAGACCUUGUACAUCUUUUAUAUAAAACAAUAAAACCAACAAAACACAUCCUCUGUUUUU